CUCGACAACAGGAGCAGAACAGGGCUCUAAAAAUGGGCCUUUCCGACGAUGGGGAUGAAAAUAUUGAACAAAGAUUUGAAGAAUUAUGCCUUGACUUGAACAUGGACAAGUCUGCCAAGGAUGAGGCUUGGCAGGCGUUCGAGAGAAUCAGUACGAACUACACUUUGGAGGGCGACGGUAUUCACUGGCUGGCAUGCGCUCUUUAUGUGGCUUGCAGAAAAACGGUCAAUCCCACUGUGAGUGGAGCAGGGGUGAUAGAAGGCAACUGUGUUUCCCUUACACGAUUGCUGAGGUCAGCCAAACUGAGUUUGAUCCAGUUCUUCAGUAAAAUGAAGAAGUGGUCCGACAUGGCCAACCUGCCCCAAACCUUCCGAGAUAAGGUGGACCGCCUUGAAAGGAACUUUGCAGUAUCAACAGUCAUCUUCAAGAAGUUUGAACCAAUUUUCAUUGACAUGUUCAAAGAUCCAGCAGAUGACCCCCCAAAACAGGCCAGAAGUAGAAAACAAAGGAGACUGCCGUGUGUCGUAUCAGAUGUUUUCACAUUCUGUUGGACUAUGUUUGUCCAAGUAAAAGGUAACUUUCCGGCGAUCAGCGACGAUUUGGUCAAUUCCUAUCAUCUGCUUCUCUGCUGCAUCGACUGGUUCUAUUCCAACGCCAUCUUAACCAAUCGCAAGGAUAUCAUCAAUCGAUCGUACCCAGGUAUCCCGGAAGGCUUCUUCAACAAGGAGAACAAACCAAUCUUGGAACCUCCGUGUAACAUCGACCUGAUGUGUGACCGCCAUGAGGGACUCGUUCUUGAGGCGAAACAAAUCAAAGAGCACUGGUGGAAGCCGUACGUCAAGAAAUUAUUUGAACGAAAGAUACUAAAGGGAAAGGCAGAAACCCUGAGUGGUGUACUGGAAGUUGGGAACUUUGAGGCCAGCAGCAAAGCCAUCAAUAGUGAGUAUGAGGAAUACGUCCUGAGCGUGGGGGACUUCGAUGAGAGGAUAUUCCUGGGCGAAGAUGCCAGCACAGAGAUUGGUACUCCAGCUAAAUCUCCCAGUACUGCCCUCGAGGGGCAGAACACAGAACAAAACAUGCAGCAGUAUCUGGACCAGACCAAGACCCUAGCACCAUCCACACCACUCACAGGAAGGCGCUACCUCAAGGAAAAAGAUCUGAGCAUCACACCCGUAUCCACGGCGACGCAGAGUGUCAGUCGAUUGCAGACUCUCUUGUCGGGUCGCAAAACAUCUCCCAGUGACACCUUGAUCGAAAUAUUUGAAAAUGCAUGUGCUGUCAAUCCGAUGGAGGGGAUUGUCGAGAGAGUCAAGGAAAUGGGAGAAAUGUUCUGCAAUGCAUUUGAACAGCCUUCUGAGGGUCACCCCGGUUCACACAUCGACUUUGCUAAGAAACGUCUGCAGCUUGGAGAGAGUCUCUACUAUAAGAUCCUCGAGAAUAUCAUGGUGAAGGAGAAGGAAAGAGCCAAGGACAAAGACAAGUUAGAUUUCUCGAGUCUAUUGGAUAAAGACGUGUUCCACAAGUCACUGUUUGCUUGUUGUCUUGAGAUUGUCAUUUUCUCGUACAACUCCCAGAGGUCGUUCCCGUGGAUUGUUGAAAUCUUCGAACUGAAUUCGUUUCACUUCUAUAAAGUGAUCGAACUAAUAAUUCGGGCGGAAGAUGGUCUCUCAAGGGAUGUUGUCAAACACCUAAACCAUAUCGAGGAAACUAUUCUUGAAGGCCUUGCUUGGCGGUAUGAAUCUCCUCUCUGGGACACCAUACAGUCACAAGGUGGCACUGUCCCAACGUGCGAAGAUGUCACACCAAAUAAUCAAAUCGACAAAGAUGCCGGUCAGGCUGCUGGUCAGCAGACGAUCAUGGCAUCACCACUACACCCUGCUUUGAGGCGGGUCGCUGGCGAGGGAAGGGCCACGCUGGUCAGAAAAGAUCUCACCCUCUCACCUACUGCCGCUGACCGGUUCAGCUCGCCAACCCCAGGCACGAUCAAGCGGCGUCUGUUCGGCCCGGCCACCACGACCACAGCUGGCUUGGAGACGCAGGUGUCAUCUGGUGCCUCCACAACCAUCAUAACGAGCCCGCGCGUCGGGUCGCAGAAUGUAUUGACAUUCCAACAGACAACAUCCAAGGAUGGCAAAUCAAUUCUAAUUCCAGUACAGUUGUUGCCUCAGUCGCCUAGUGGUGGCAUUAGAGUAACACCAGUCUCAUCACCUCAGCCUCAGCAGCUUGCCAGGCAACAAAGCCAAGCAUCCACAGUUAGUAAUAAACCAAAGAAAACAGGCUCGCUGGCUCUGUUCUUCCGAAAGGUGUAUCAUCUGGCUAGCGUGCGAUUACGUGAUCUCUGUGAACAUCUCGAUAUCAACAGCGAACUGCGCAGCAAAAUUUGGACAUGUUUCGAACACUGCCUCGUCCAUGACAUCGAUAUGAUGAUGGAUCGUAAUAUUGACCAGCUGAUUAUGUGUGCCAUAUAUGUUAUGUCGAAGGUCACCGGGAAUGACAAGCCGUUCCAGGAAAUCAUGAAGUGCUAUAGGCUGCAGCCUCAGGCUCAAAGCCAUGUAUAUCGAAGUGUGCUGUUAACAAGUCGAAAGAGGCGAACCUCUGGUAGCACCAGUGGUUCGGCGUCGCCCGUCAGUGAGGACAAGGAAGAGAAAGAGAAGAAGCGAGCUGAUCGAUUAAGUACGAUUCGGUCAACCAGCACACUGCCACUCCCACACUCGGGAAGUCAGCCUCCCACGCCUACGAAACUGAGCGGCACGGGCAUGAGUUUUGAGUACGAGGAUAGGGGUGAUCUCAUCAAGUUUUACAACACAGUAUUUGUAAAGAAGAUCAAAGGCUUUGCUCUGAAGUUCUCGGUUCAGAAUCAAGAUAAAGGGGAAUGCCCUAUGUUGUCUCCCCUGCCGAUGGUGCGGUCUCUGACCACGUCGCCAAGGAAGGUGUCGAGUAACCACAGCAUAUAUAUCUCGCCAAUCAAAAACAUCCACACACCCCUCACACCGACCAGUAAGAUGCUUUACUGUUUUAAUCGGAGCCCAGCUAAGGAUUUGCGUGCAAUAAACAACAUGAUCAAACUCGGUGAAAGGAAAUCAACGGCUAAGCGUCUGCUCCGUGGCGAUGACGAAUCGGAGAUGUCGGCAGCUAAACGUCUGCGGCCCGGUGAAAGUCCCGUGAUACAGUGUAAAUUAGUCACGCUUCAGAAUGAACGACAUGGCAGCAAUGGACUCAACUGAGCUGUGAUUAGGAGCUUUUGUGUGCGCUGAUUAUUUUUAAGAAAUGAUUGUGACAAAGCAUGCAUUUCAAUGCUGUAAAAUCUUUCAAAAAGCAAGUCGACAGAUUUUCAAAGAGAUAAUCAGUGCACAGCAUUAUCUUAACUUUACAUAAUCCACUUUGGGAGUUGUAUUAUAUACCCAAUCCAUUAUAACAUAGGUGAUUUCAAGAUACGGUUUAUAUUAGGAUCGGGGAGAACUGUGAUUCUUUAGUGUCUGUUCUUGAGUUCACCUGUUUUUUCUGUGAAGUUGAAUCUCAUCGUGGAAGCAUGGUAAGAUUUGUGACCACAUUGCGCCAGUUUAAAAAAUUUUCCAUGCGUUUGUAUUUUGAUAUUACUGUAGGAUGUGGUUGUGAUGGGCUGGUUCCACUACUAUCUUUGAGACAAAAAUUAGUUCCAGUGUUUGCUUGUUAAGUGUUUCACUUCAGAGCUGGUUUACAACUUAAAUUGGAAUUAUUUGGGUAUUUACAAUCUGUGUUUUUUGGCUUACAAUGCUUAGAGAUAGAAAAAACAGAGACCCUUAACGAAUGAAAUUCUAAAACCAGGCCAGUGUUUGUUUGCGAAUCUAUUUGCUGUCAUACUUGGCAUCUACAUGUAAAGCAAACACUGCUCCUAUCCGUAGUCUGUUUCAGAUUUGGUACCAAUUAUACGAAACGUCUGAAUAGACUGGAGUCGUUGCAUUUGUUUAUUUAAACCCACUCAGUUUUGGAACUUGCCCAGGCAUUGUAAGUGAUCUCAUAGGUUGAAAUAGUUAUGCUUGUUACAAAAAUUGAAGAGAUGACCUCCACUGUCUAGCAUCUUUUUAGGAGGUCACUCAGGUCCUGCAUUGUUGGAAAAAUUUUCCAAAAAUUAACAAAUUUGGUGCCUCUUAUGAACCUUGAUUUGUUUGUGGAGCUGAACGUUGUCAAUGUUUCUAACUUUCAACUGGCGGUGGGCGGAAUAUCUCGUUCGCUGUCGAAAUUUAAGGUUGGCAUUUGACAGUGCGUCCACAAAAAUACAACUCUCGCAAACAUUUCAUAGUUUUCACUUUUUGAUCAAUUUCACCCCAAAUGUAAUUUCUGCAUGUUCUUAAGUGAUUCUGUGGUGUUUUCUUCUUGUGAGUUUUGUAAUAGGAUUUUAAAUAAGAGAUUAGUUCUAAAGAUUUUACUUACAAUACAUGAUGUAAAUGGAAGGUUGUAAAUAGACAGAGUAGAAUAUACUUUUUAUUACAGAAAUAUUUCACAUUCAGAUGAUCAGUAAAAUAUACGAGCACUUGAAAUUUCAUUAAAUUUUGAAUAAAUUUUCGUUGAGCUCAGAUAGACUUUUGAAAUUGGAAGUCUGGGAGUUGGCGUAUUCAGGUUACAAAAAGAUGCAUUAGUUUUAGUUUUGAAGAAAUUCUGUCCCAUUGUGUCAGUUUUAAAGAGCAGAAUAAUUUGAAAGCUCCUGGGUGCUUUUUUUAGGGCGGGCAACAGAAAUGUGCGUUCCAGAUAUAUGUGUUCUCAGAUAUUCAUCUUUUAGGAUGUAGACAACAUUCAUUGGCCACUCCAAUGUCGGAGAGUUUCUUCAAAUAGCAACAAUAAUUACAAUUCUAGUAGUCUACACAAAAUUGCAUUUUUGAAAUUUGAUAUGGGUAGGCUGCCUGCGAUAGACAUAAUAUGAAUUUGUUCUCGUAUCCUGAAUAUAAGUAUAACUCUGGAUUGUUUUUACAUAGCAGUAUAUAUAGGAGAUUAUGUAUAACACAAUUCUACUUGGGUAUAAACAGCUUUAGUUUAGUUUUCGGAAUAUUACUAUUAUACGGCUGUAUGUGCCCAGUUUACUUGAUUCUGUGUAUUUAGUGGUCUGAAUUUGUCUGCCAAUAAAAAAAGGCGCUGCAGAAAUGAAAAAACAUUCUCAACAGUAAGUGUUGAUGGUAAUUUCUUGCAUUUAGAUUCCAGUAGCCAUGAUGAUACAUGCCUUUUAUGAAGAAAUGGGUGGGGUGGGUUGUGGCGACAAAUGGCAGCAAAUUUGACGUUGAUGAUUACUUAUAACCGGGUUGGAAAUGUAGACAGACUCUGUUUUUAUUUGGUACUUUUAGUUGGUAAUGGUCAGGUUGUUGUCAGGUUGUUAGGUUGAUACCUGGUAUGAUUUCAAGCAGAGCAUUUUCAUUCGAGUUCGCCAGAAACUGUUGCAGGCUCGCAUGCCAAAAUCGGUAAAAAAUUGGUAUAAAAUCCUAAAAAACACUGUGAGACGGGUUCAGCACUUGCGUUCAGCACUUGCAAGUUAACAAUCAAGGGUGAGAUAGAUCUCUGUCAUUUCUGCAAUGUGCAACAGACAUGACAUCAAAUUUGUUUGACAUAAUUUUUGCCGUCGUGACAUACUUCCUGAGUUAUUUUUACCCGAGUCUGGACCACUGUUGUGAUCACCAAUAUGGCCUCUCCAUUCAGCCUGUGACUGCAUCAGUUUCUAGCCAGCUUACAGUGAAAUGAAAUAGUGACCAUGUUUCUUAUGUAUAAAUUGUACAUUGGAUUUUUAGCGUAAUGCUGUUUUGUUGUUUAUAAGUAAAUCAGAUGAUGUCAAGUAGUCCUUGUACACCUGGUGCCCAUUCUUACAACAAGUUCAUGGACCUAACAUCAGGCUUUGAAGCCGAGAGGCAAAGCGAGACAUGGUCAGUGUUUGGCAAAUCUCGGUCAACUUUCUGUGCCACCUCCUCAAAGACUAUGCCUGUUUUAUUUUAACUUGUCUCGUCGGGACGUUGUUAAAGUUCCUAUUUGUGAGUUGUGUUUUAUCAAGAAGAUCAGCCAAAAGACAUUCUACACCAAUUAAUUUGGCAAUGAAAUGGUCCUGCUGUGGCACAGUAGAGCGAACUUGUUCAUAUUUAUUUGAUUUGUAAAAACUGUGGCAUCUGGUGUGUUAGGAUUAUCUUAAUUUUGUGAUUUUGAUGCCUCUUUGCAUUUCUCCUGAUUGGUUUAGUGUUAAACCCUUUUAUGUCAAUUGUUUUAUCUUGCAGUGUGUGGCAUUAUGGUCAUGUGUGAGAAAAUCGGGUCUCAAAUCACUGUUCAGUUUUCUCUCUUGGCUGUACUAUCUCAUGAAAAUCUCCUGCCCAAUGGGUCUUCUCACUUUUCAUAUAAAGAGAAGCAAGUUCUUAUACAGCAGUUUAUAAUGUACAACAUUCGCAAAUUGCUUUACAUUUGUUCCCCUGCCUAAACAAAAAAAAACUUUCUUGAAGAAGCCACGGAGCACACAUACUGUGCUGUGUUUGGCCAAUUAUGGCCAGGUUGAGAGUAUAGAGUGGCAGGGCCUAGAAUCCACGACCUUCUGGAGUGACCCUGGUUGGGCCUCGAAUCCACGACCUUCUGAUCGCAAGUUUGCUCACAUACUUUUCGUCUCCAUCUGUUGGCACCAAUUUUGGUUGUUCUGUAUUCGAUGGUUCCGCAAAAGAAAACUAUUCAUACCAGGGGUUCUAAAGGUUGGUUGGUGAACUUGUUUGGUAAACUUUGUAUAAAGAUGUUACUAAGUACAUGUGUACUCUGUAUUUGUCCUUGGAAAUGACUUUGUACAAAGAAUAGUUGGAUUCUUGUUAUAUUUUUUCGUGUAAUCAUGGUAAUGGUUAUGCUGUAACCAAACUUGAAGGUGACUUUCUGAGGUCACUGCCCCACUGUCUUAUCCUCUGUACUGUUGAAGAUAUCAAUAAAGAUCACAA
This is a messenger RNA of Lineus longissimus, 6917 nucleotides long. Its product is annotated as retinoblastoma-like protein 1. Lineage: Eukaryota; Metazoa; Nemertea; Pilidiophora; Heteronemertea; Lineidae. The record is from RefSeq and is a predicted model, not a curated record. The transcript has 21 exons. Gene Ontology annotation, cellular component: nucleus; transcription regulator complex; chromatin. Gene Ontology annotation, biological process: negative regulation of G1/S transition of mitotic cell cycle; cell differentiation; regulation of transcription by RNA polymerase II. Gene Ontology annotation, molecular function: RNA polymerase II transcription regulatory region sequence-specific DNA binding. The coding region runs from base 33 to 3224 and encodes 1063 amino acids.